Molecule: messenger RNA, 1000 nt
Organism: Dimorphilus gyrociliatus
Lineage: Eukaryota; Metazoa; Annelida; Polychaeta; Dinophilidae
Source: the annotation of a GenBank genome assembly
UAUGACAUUUCCGGAUUACCUUAAUUGGGAUUCAGCUUCCAUGUCUGACAGCCUUUCUCAUAAUGUAACUGGAGCAUCACCAGCUUUAUCUCAAAACUAUGAUGAUAUUGCACAACUUCUAGAUGAAUUGGAUAACUUAAAUAACUUGAAAACUCCUAUUUAUGAGCAAAAUGAUUUAUCGAAUGAUUUCACUUUCUCUGAUUUGGGAUCGCCUCUAAUGAAUUUUAAGAAUGACUUCAAUAAUAAUUUGGUAGAAUCGGACUGUUUUGAUUGGGAUCUACCUAGUUUUUUAGCUGAUUCUCCCUGUUCGGAAGUUGAAACACCCUUCAUAUCAAACAAAUCGCCAAAUGAAUAUUGUGUUCGGCCAGAUAUAUCAUGUUCUUUGGACGUUGGUUCACGUUUGACUGAUUAUUUUAUUCCAAGAACCAUGAAUAUACCUCUAAGUUCAUCUAAUGACAUGAGAACGCCUAAAAACCCGAGCGUUAGGUAUGUCAAGCUGAUUGCGGAAGCAAUACUGUCAAAAGAGGAUAAUAGGAUGUUUCUACAACAGAUUUACAAUUACAUAGCAGAGAAGUAUACUAUGUAUAGCAGAGAUGCGAGAGGAUGGAAAAAUUCUGUUCGCUAUAAUCUAUCGCUAAAUCGGUGUUUUGUAAAAACCAAUUUAGCUGGGAAAAAAAAGGGACAUUGGUGGACAAUACAUCCAGUGUGUAUUGAUGCUUUCAAGGUUGGUCGGUUCGCUCCUUAUAGAUUCCCUAGAAAACGUAAAACACUUAAAGCAGGUCAAAGUAAACAUCAACCCAAAGAAGCCGUCCAAAUGACCAAUACUCCCCUGCCGUAUAGUUCGUUGGUUCAAUCGUUAAGUGUUACUGGUCCUAGAGACGAGUUGUAUGCCCAACAUCAAAGGGCAAUAGAAGUAAUAAUGAAACAGUUGUCGAUUAAACAAGAAUUAAGUCCAAUCAGCUGUUCAUGUUUUCAAAUAAAAGGGCACAAAAUGAUUUAA